AGGCCCACCUCCGCAGCAGGCGGCACCUCCGGAACCAGGCCUCCACGGUCCUGGGGGAGAGGAGCCGGACGACGGGCCCGUGAGCCUCUGCCCGCCAGAGGACGCCCGCGCCAAGGAACCACCGAUUACGCGUACUGGAUUAUCGCUCUGCCGAUCCUCUUGUUCUUGAGAGUAAUACCAGAUGUGCGCAGGAGAAGAGGGAGGACGGCACGCCCAGCUGCGAGAGAAGUUUAUUCCCCAUCACGUUUCUUAUGUCUAUCUGCGCGGUUGCGUUGUUCAGCGCGCUCAUGGUGGAGUGUUCAGACAUAGUUGCCAGAUGGACCGGGGAGAGACGGGCGGCGACCCCCGCAUCCUGGCGAUCACCGUCCUCGCCGGGGGCACCUCCGUCCCGGACUUGCUGACGUCCGUGAUCGUGACGAUGCAGGGGCAGGGCGACAUGGCCAUUUCGUCGUCGAUUGGCUCCAACAUAUUCGACGUGACAGUGGGCGCGCCCAUCCCGUGGCUCAUCUACAGCGUCUACUACGGCAGGGCCGUGAGGGUCCAAAGCCAGCCGACGACCAUGACGGUGUGGAUCGGCUCCCUCGUCUGCAUGCUCGUGGCAGUGGUGCUGAGCAUCAAGUGCAACGGGUGGGUCCUGAACAAGGCCCUCGGCAUCACCAUGAUGCUGCUCUACUGCGUCUUUCUGUUGGUUGCCUGCUACAUGGUCGUGCAGGAAUGAGGGUCUUCGGCGUGGGCACAGCCGCUGCUGGCUCAAAGAGUCCACCGCCGCGGAAGCUGCUCUCCAGGUAUCACAGCGCGAGGGCCGCGGCCGCUACCUUCCAUCUCUUUUAAAUGGCCGUCGGAUGCCGGGUCCUCUUUCCCCGUCUUGUUCCCUCAGCCGCCUCCAACCCUGAAUGCACACGGACCUCAACGUGUCCGACUUUCCUUUCGGUUGCUGGCCGCCUGUCGAGUUUGCAAGUCGAGCUUGCACUGUGCAGGAGGCCGCCGACGGAGCGGCCGCCCUGAGACGGGCGAGAGAGGGCGAAGUGGAAGCUCCACGGGUGGAGCAGAGAUCUGGCAGAGGACUGCGUGGGGAGAGGCAUCCGAGGCGUUUGCGUGGUGCGCGGGACGAGGAGAGAGGCACACGUCAGGCCAGGAGCGCUCGCGCCAUCGUCUGACGCUCCUGCCCCCCCGCCCAUCCCUCCCC
This is a messenger RNA of Prorocentrum cordatum, 1186 nucleotides long. The record is from the annotation of a GenBank genome assembly. NCBI's taxonomy places the organism in Eukaryota, Dinophyceae, Prorocentrales, Prorocentraceae.